Molecule: messenger RNA, 5580 nt
Organism: Oncorhynchus gorbuscha (pink salmon)
Lineage: Eukaryota; Metazoa; Chordata; Actinopteri; Salmoniformes; Salmonidae
Exons: 7
Coding region: 3456-5342 (628 amino acids)
Cellular component (GO): nucleus
Source: RefSeq, a predicted model, not a curated record
AUAGUUUGUAAACAUGACAUUUGUGGAGUGGUUGAAAAACGAGUUUUAAUGACUCCAAUCUAUGUGUAUGUACACUUUUGACUUCAACUGUAUGUAAGAUUAUGGAGAGACUUACUUCCUGGAGAACAGGGGGUUAAUAUUGCCACAUCAGAGUGGGUUCAGGAAGGGGAACUAUGGACCCAGUGCUCUGCUUAGAAGCAGAGGAGACUGUUGUAGCUGUCUUGUUUGAUGUGGAUGGCGUAUGAUAUGCUAAUCAAGCUUGACCUUAUUGGUGUAGGAAGUAGAAAGUUCAACUGUUUGGAAGGUCUAUCCAGGUGAGGGUGGGGCAGCUACUUGGUGGAUAAUGGUAAACCACAGGAGAGCGUGAUUAGUUGGGAUGCACCGACAUUACAAUUUUGGCCGAUAGCUGAUAUUUUCCUUGCCAAAAAAAAACAAUACCGAUAACCGAUAUUUCUAGUACAUUUAAAUAGUUUAAACACACGCUAAAAAGUUAUUCUGUUGGCAUUUACGGAUGUACCAUUACCAGUAAACAAUCAAAACCUUUCUUUCACUUACUUACUGUGCGGUUUUGAUGUUUAUUUAUUCAGUCUUAACCAGGAUUUCAUCAUACAUGUCAAGCAGUGAAGUUUCAGCUCUCUUUGUCCGUGGCCUCUCUUCCUCGGUGCGCACUGUCACUGUUUCUAUCUUGUCCAGCUGUGUCUGUAACAUUUCACAUAAACCCUGUGUCUUGUCUGCAUCGAAGUAGCGGUCCUUGCAUCGAGCAUGGUGGCGAAACAGUAAAGAGGCUCAGAGAGAAUCCCAACGAAUCGCUUGUUCACAGCCUCUUGUAGCGUACUUUUGCUAGUUUUAACCCCGCGGUCUGUGUCGGCAGUUUCGUUGAGCAGGCGUUUCAAUGCCGUGACAGAGGGUAUCACGUCUGCUGCAGACGCUGUUGAUGAUCUUAUUUCUCGAGUCAGUUCGAAUGUAGCUAGGAGUGUGUUCAUGUUUCCAAGUUUCAAACAUGUUCUCAAAUGCCAUUGAAAUGGCAGCAGUGGUAUGAGAACCAGCACAUUCUUGAGCAUGCAAUACGGCUUUCCUCUAGUACGAAAUUCUCGUUGACCCACUGCGCUGUCAGACUCAGCAUGUUCACUGGGCUGACAGCGCUGGUCCAAAUUUCAGUCCUGAAGCUAAUAGCAGUGACGCCCAUAGCUUAUGAAUGUGCGUUUCAACAAUACUCUGGUAUGGUAACAUCUGAAAAAUAGCGCAUACUUGGUAGUGUGUACCGGGGCUUGAGUUGCUCGACCAGUCGACGAAAGCCAAAAUCAUCCACGACAUUGUCAAGGGCAAUGAAUUCCAAUAUCUUGGCGAUAAUGGAUUUCGCCUUUGAGUUGUCUCGCUGAAAUGUUCUUACUCUUUCAAAUGACUGCUCAACUUCAGCUUUUUUAGUUGUUGGUGUGCGCUUUAGCAUUUUUUUGCUUUUGUUCUGUGUUGCGCUGUAUUUUUUGUGGCGUCAUCUACCUACAUUAUAUAGGUGUGCCCGUCAACUUUGACAUUGGUUUUGCACAUCAGCGUUAAACUAGACACCGGGCUUGAUGCCGAUGUUGGCAUUUUUAGCUAAUAUCGUCCGAUUCUGAUAUGCUUACCAAUUUAUUUUGUGCAUCCCUAGUGAUUUGUCAUCUUUUGUUCUCAAUCAAUAUCAAUUAUGUUUACUCUCAGGUACAGCUGGAUAUUGGAAGGUCUUUAUUUGCAUAUGAUGGGGCCUAAUGGAAGAAAUGUACCAUUCACAGUCAGGAUGUACAGGAAGCAGUCUUAGGGAUUCAGAUUCUCUGUAGAAAAGUCAGACAGUGUUCUUUACCAUGAGGAAGGUGGGAGAUGAGGUACGUCUGAGGUUGUAUGGGAGAGACUGGGGCCUUCAGGUUCCUAGGGAUGUACUUUGACAUAAGGCUGACCUGGGCAGAACACAUUGAGAGAGUGGUGGGAAAAUUCUAUAGGUUCUGAAUGUGAUGCGCUGUCUGUAGCUUAUGGUUCAGCAGCCAGGAUAUCACUGGAAAGAUUAGAUGUCAUACAGGCGCAAGGACUCAGAAUAUGAAGCCAGACAGAGUAGUGGUGUGCGCUGUCUCAUUUCAUCAGUACUGAUAAGUCUGCAGUCCUUUAGCUCACGCAGCACCAGACAAAAUCUGCUGUCUGAGGUACUACAAACCCAUCUCUCUUCUAUAAACAGAGGAAAAGAAUCUAAUCAAAUUUGAUUUGUCACAUGCUUUGUAAAGAAUAGGUGUAGACCAACAGUGAAAUGCUUACUUCUGGGUCCUUUUCCAACAAUGCAGAGUUAAGAUACAAAAAUACAAAGUGACACAAAGAAUAAAUACACAGUAAAUAACAAUACAGAGUAAAAAUAACAUGGAUAUAUACGGGGAGUACAAGUACUUAGUCAGUGCAAGAGAAUUAGCACCAAAAAGGGUCAAUGCAGGUAUUAAGGGUAGCUAUUUAGCCGUCUUAUGGCUUGGGGUUAUAAGCUUGUUGGUCCCAGACUUGCUGCACUGGUACUGCUUGCCAUGCGGUAGCAGAGAGAACAGUCUAUGACUUGGGUGACUGGAGUCUUUGAACCUUUUUUGGGCCUUCCUCUGACACUGCUUGGUAUAGAGGUCCUGGAUGGCAGGGAGCUUGGCCCCAGUGAUGUACUGGGCCGUACUCACCACCCUCUGUAGCGCCUUGCGGUCGAGUGCCUUGCAGGUGCCGUACCAAGCCAUGUGCAGCCAGUCAAGAUGCUCUCAAAAAGUUGGGGGCGGGAGAACUGCAGCAUGAGAAAGAUGAUAGGAGGCCACCUUAAAUAGACAUAGGUUGGAACACAACCGGAUGAAUAAGUAAUUACAUAUCAUAGGAAAAUAUCCACCAGGAAGGUGUGAUUAUUGCCAGGAAAUAUAAACAGUAGAACAUGUGUUGAUAUAGUGCGGGCAGUAUAAGCAGGAGAGAGAUAUUUGAGCAUCUGGAUUUGAUUUAAAAAUAUAUAUUUUACUGUUAUUUUACCAGAUAAGUUGAAUGAGAGAGAAUGGGAUACAGGAAUUAAGUGUAAUGAGUCCAUUGAGUAGAAUAUGAACAUAUACAGUAUUCGUUUUUUGUGUGUUGUUUUUAUAAGAUAAACGGGGCAGGCAGGCAAUAUUAUGUUUCUCCCGGUCUCUGGCCCACACUCCACUCCAGCACAGUAGUAGGUGGCAGUAAUGCACUAACAACAUAGGAUGCCAACUGCCCAAAAAUACCACCGAAGAAGUAAACGGACGCGAACAGUGAUCAAGAACAAUUACCACUUUAGGGUUUUUAUUGUUUUAUUUAGACGUUUAUUAACACACUGGAACUCAAAGUAUGCCGAUUUUUACUUCACGGCAUCACAUAAUUACCCCAGGUAGUCUGUAAUUCGCGUUGGAAACAGGGCUUGGUUCAUAUACCUAUGUUAUCUAGGUAAGGCUAGCUAGCUGCUAACAAUGGCUGACUGUAUGGUUUUUCACACUCAAAUAGCCUCCAUUAUGGAGGUGCUGGCGAAUGCAGCCGUGGCAGAGAUCUGUAAACUAGUAGAUGACGACUAUGCAGUGUUUCGUUUAGAAGUUACUCAAAGCCAGAAAGAAAACAGAGGAUUGCGGAGGAAACUCCAGCUACUGGAACUGAAGGUGGCACGGGAGCGCGCAGAGAGGACAAUACGAGAGCGCGUCGUCGCCAGUCGUCCCAGUAGUGUCAAGAUCCUCGACCGAUACAGAGGAAUGGCAAGAGGUGAAGGACAUCUCACUGGAGGCCACAGGAGCUUUGUGAAACCAGCGGGACACAACGCGUGGAUAGAUGACCAACCUAUAGCUAUAGAUGAGGGGAGUGGAACCUCAACCCAGCAUGUUAUUGUGAUAGAGUCUGCAGAUGCAGAGGCUGCAGGUCCUGGGGUCAAUCAGGAGGGGACUGAAGGAAAGGACUCAAGACACAGAGACAUCCAGACUGGAGUGCUCCCUGUAGCCACGGAGGACCGCGCCGCCACGCCCCAACCCAGGACCUCCUGCAGCAUCACGGAGGAGGAGGAGGGUCCAGAGGUGCAGCUGGUCAAGGAGGAGGAGGUUCUGGGGAACCCUGAGGGGAACAUGGUCAUGGAGGACAACCAAACUACACCUCCUCUUGAACCCACAGAGGAACCAGCUGAGCAGCACAGGAACACACACUGUAUCACUGAGUCAGUAGACAUGGAGGAUGGGAAGCCUGAUCUGCUGCUAGUCAAAGAGGAGACCAUAGAAGAUGAACCAGAGAGCAUGGAUCUACUGAGUGGACUAAAGAUGGGGGAGCAAGGUGAUUGGCUGGAGGCUAACAGAGGAGACUGGACGGCCAUCUUGAAUUCCCAGACCCAGACCGGUGGAGCCAAGGGCUUACGGGACAACAUCACUGAGCAGGCCAGGACCAGAGGCGACAAAGUGGAGUCUGCUGUCCAUGAGAGCCUGCUGUCAUCCGGUGUUGCUGGUGGGAGAGACUGGGCCUCUGAGGUGGCUAGUCACAAAGCCUGGCCCCGGAUCAGAACCCUGGAUCAGCAGCCUUCGCUCUUCCUUCCCGAGUCGGAACCAGGACCCAACUACGAGGGACCGAGACUCCACCACCACACAGAACACAACCAGUGGACAGGUGGACUGAACAACCUCAGUCCUGGUGGUCAUCAGAGAGACAGAGGCUCCAGUCAGGGAUCCAGUCUGCAGCCCAGACCCUUCUCUUCACAGUCUCAGUGCAGGGAUGUAGCAGGGCCUGGGGCUGAUAGAGAUAGACCCUCCUGUUCCUAUGAUACAAACACCACAGUGUCCAUGAUAAACAGUGCAGGUCUUCCUGGGCUUCAGCCUUCACAGAGAGUGGUGGGAGACCCCCCUGGUAGGAGUCUAACAGGAAGUCUUUCCUCUCCAUCAGGAUCUCGUCUAAUGCCUGGUGAAUGGGUUCAUAGAAGGUCUGGGUCUAGCCUUCCUCAUUUACCUCAUGGUUACCCUAGCAAUACAGACAGAGUCAGGAUGGGUGUUCAGCACAAGCGCUUCCUAGCCUCGAACACAUCACAAAAUCCCAACAACACCCAAACAAUGGCUAGAGGUCAAGGAGGGAGCUCAAAGACUAACCACCUGAGGCUGGCUCCUGCUUCUACCUCCUCUGGUGUCAUUGGGAGGCCGAGCAUUAGGACUGACGCCGACAAGCCGUACACCUGCCCAACGUGUGGGAGGCGCUUUGCUAAAGCGAGCUAUGUGAAGAUGCACCAGACCGUUCACACCAAGGAGAAGCCCUUCAAGUGCAAACUAUGUUACAAGAGCUUCUCCUUCCUGACUAACCUUAUCAGACAUAGGAGUGUCCACAAUGGGGAAAAAUCGUAGCAGUGUGGCCUGAGAUGUACACAGGGGGUGUCAGGGUGACAUAUUAUAGUUAUGUGAAGUGUCUUUGGGUAAGAGAGUAAUUAACCACAUACCCCUCAUUAACCCUUUGUUAACUUGUCUUUUGAAACAGGCUUGUGUAAACUGUUUUUAGAGAGAGAGUAAACCUGGGCUAGAACAAGGAUAGUUGAAUAUUUACCUUACUGAGGUGAUGUAGAUGGAAUAAAGUAAUUGUAUUAUU